CACAAGACACCCUACCCUACUGUCUGCCGCAGGAGAGGACGCUUGAUUCUGAUUGGCGACGGCGUGCUGUGGCGUCACACGGACAGCGGCUCUCGCCAAUGUUGUUGUUUGAGAAACCAUCGUGACGGCUUGACUCCAUUGAUGCAUUUGUCUGUCCUGGUGUGUUGAUUCGUGUUUUAAUACAGUAAACGACACACACACAAGUCCGCAGAAUAACAAUGUACACAGUUUCACUGGACAUUAGAUGACUGUUUUCAGCAUGAAUUGUACCUCAACACUUGAAAAUGCCAGGGGAGAGUGAAGCAAAAGCAAAGACAAAGGCUCGGUUUGAAGAGUUAUUUAAGACGUACACUGACCUCCCUGCACACAAAAAGAAGUCGAGAAAGAAAAGCGCCCACCCUGAAGAGAGUAUUGUGCUUGAAACUUUGAAGAAAAGCCUAGACUUGAACAAGGAGACAGAAGAUGAUGACACUAUCCUCAAAAACACGUACAAUCCAGAACAGGGAAGUCCAAGGUAUACAAAAAACAAGCUAAGAGAAAAAAUCAAUAACAAUGGUCUUGUUGGGGAGGAGAGAAAACCACCAAAGACUAAGAAGAAAAAAGAAAAGACUGAAGCCAUAGAGAGUCAAAUGCAUUAUGAAAAACAUCAGUUUCUGACAAGGACAGAGCAAGAAGAUAAUAGGAAGGGACCAAAUUCGAAAGAUGAGGGUCUUGAGAUUAAUGACACUGAAACGAGGCGCAGACGUAAAAAACUUGAAAGAGAUGGGGCGCCAAGGGAUGAAGUGGACACAGAGGACGAAAAGCUUAUCAAGGAGUAUCAGCAACAAAUUGCUGAGGUGGAAGAAAAUGCGAUCAGAAAGAAAUUAAAAAAAAAGAUUGCACAGAAGAUGUUAGAUUCAACCUGGACAGAGGAAGAUCCAGCUGUAUUAUUGAACAAUGAAGCAGAAAAGAGGAAAAAGAAAAAACUGAAGACAACUGAAACAGAACCAAGUUCAGUGCCUUUAUCUGAGCUACAGGACAGCCAGCUUGGUGAGGGGAGCAGAAAGAAACAAAAGAAGCAAAGGGUUGUGUCCUCUGACGCAGAAAGAGAAAGUCUCGAUGCAGAAGAAGAGGGGAUAACUGAGAACAAAGAGGCGGGUGGACAGAAGUCAGGCAAAGGAAAGAAAAGGAGGAAAAAAAAAGAAUUUACUGAAGAUGUUGGUGAUGGUCAGAGUGAGGCCCAGCAGAGUCAUCUGAGACACUCUUUUGAUGACAGCCUAGUGCUCGGAGUUUACAUUCACCGGACAGACAGGCUGAAGACAGACCUGAUGGUUUCACAUCCUAUGGUCAAAGUCCAUGUGAUCGAUGAAACGACUGGGAAGUAUAUUAGAAAAGAAAAUAGUAAACGCCCAGUUUCCUCAUUUUAUGAAGAUGAAAAAGUGGAGCACAUUCUUCCUAUCAUGACUCAGCCAUAUGAUUUUAAGAAAAAUAAAUCUACUAUGCCAGAAUGGGAGGAACAAAUUGUGUUUAAUGAGAGAUUUGGCUAUUUCCUGCAGGAAAAUGAGGAAAGUCCAAAAGUUAUACUGUUUUUUGAGGUGUUGGAUUUUAUGAGUAUGGAUGAAGCAAGGGCCAACUUUGAGGUAGACAGACAUGAACGUGGAUUUCGAAAAAUUGCUUGGGCAUUUUUAAAGCUUGUUGGUACGAAUGGAGUACUGAAUGUAGAUGGGAAACUCAGACUGCAGCUCUAUUGCCCACCUCCCAGGGGGAAAACGCAGUCGAACACUGUGGAGGUGUUUGAAUGGUGGAAAAAAUACUCGAGAAAUCGAUACUUAUCAACGCUGUAUGUCACCGUAAAAGGCUUGAAGCUACCAGACCACGUGGAUCCUUCUGUACGCUCCAUGAUGGCCCUUCAGCAGGAGAGGGGCAGUACAACAUACAGUGAACUCCAGAGUGAGCUUCUAAGAAAAGGAGCCAGUCAGCUUCUGGAUGAUAAAAGAGCAGAGAUUCUGAAGUGGAGCAGAAUGCCUGGGCAGGUAUGCCGCAUUCCAAACAAGCCUUUGUUGUGUUUUCGAGGAGGUCAGAUGGGAUGUUUUGCUGUGCGUUUCUCCCACAAUGGAAGGACUUUAGCAACUGCAUGUGCUGAUAGGGAUGGUUACCCUAUUGUAGUUUAUGAAAUCCCAUCAGGUAAAGUGCUUGGAGCUUUCAAUGGCCACCUUAGUAUUGUAUAUGAUCUCUGCUGGUCCAGAGAUGACAAGAACCUCCUGUCAGCAUCUUCUGAUGGAACAGUGAGAAUUUGGAAUAUUGAGACACUUAAGAGCCUUGCUGAAAAGGUUCUUCCUCAUCCUGCAUUCAUCUAUGCUGCACGAUAUCAUCCCUCUGCUCCGCAUUUAGUUGUAACUGGAGGCUAUGAUUGUGUAAUCCGUGUGUGGAAUGUGACUGUAAAAGACAUUAAUGGUCAUUUGAUCUAUGAAUUUGAUGGGCAUAAGAGCUUUAUUAAUACGCUCUGUUUUGAUUCAGAAGGGCUGCGGAUGUUUUCAGGAGACAGCUCAGGCCUUGUUGUAAUGUGGAACACCUCUGUGAAGGAAGGCUCAAAACAAAACCCAACACGGCAGUGGUGCAUUGAAAAGGAGAUAAAGGACAGUGAACUGGAGGGUAUUCCUAUUAAUCACUUGGAGGUGCAUCCAAAUGGACGACGUCUGCUGAUUCACGCAAAGGACAGUAUUGUCCGAGUCAUGGAUUUGAGAAUUUUGGUCUUCAAGAAAUAUACAGGUGCCACAAACUAUAGAGAGAAAAUCCACAGCACAUUCACACCUUGUGGGAGCUUUAUUUUUUCAGGAAGUGAGGAUGGAAUGGCCUUUGUUUGGAAUGCAGAGACAGGAGACCAGGUUGCGGUGUACUCUGAACUCUGCUACCCCUCACCUCUUCGAGAUGUUGACUUCCAUCCUCAUGAGCACAUGGUGGCCUUCUGUGCCUUUGGACAGGGCCUGCCAGUGCAUGUGUACCUGUAUGACCGCAAAGUUGCUCAAAUGGAAGCUGACAGCAUGAAGAGGCCAACUGGGUCAAUGUCAAAACAGCCCAAGAUUUUCAGUAGUACCAAUGAUGCUUCGGCUUUGCAAGAUUCAUCCAUGUCUUCUAUUGAUCACUUUGCAAGUGCAGCAAGGGUAUCAUUGAGGCUGCAACAAGUUAAGCAGAAACUAGAUUCUGUUUUGGAGCCGGUGAGUCGAAACCUAUCUGCAGCGGGAUACCUGUAUGACAAGCAAGGUGGGGUUCCUUCUGCAGCAAGGGAUUUGCCACUGGAGGCUGGCUUUGUUAGUCCAGUGAGCAGUAGCUAUUUUAACACAGUCGGCUCAAAUCUCUUGCUUCCUGCUCCAUCACUGCUCUCGCCACACUCAAAAGUCAGGCUCCCCAGCUCUCUGGGUGCUCAGCUGAUUCCACAGCAGUCAGUACAAAGCCGAGGUUUCAGUACUGUGGGACGACACUUGAGCCAUGCGCCAUCUCUUAGGCUGCAAACGAGUUUUGCUGAUCCCACAACUUCAUUUCUUAGAGUAGAAGCUGAUUCCUUUGUACCAGUUCAACAGACAGUUGUGUCCCUCUAUGACUACACAGCGAAUCGAUCAGAUGAGCUAACCAUACAUCGUGGUGACAUUAUCCAAGUGUUGUACAAAGAUAAUGAGAACUGGUGGUUUGGCCGCCUGGCAAAUGGACAACAGGGCUACUUCCCGGCUAAUUAUGUGGCAGAUGAAAGAGGUUUUGAAGAGGAGCUACGCCACACACUAGAACCAAAUCCUGUUCUGUCUGACCAGCAGAACGAGACAGCUGACAGAUCGCCAACCCCAGCUAAGAUGUUGACCUGACAUUACUUAUUGCCGUUUUCACAAGGACAAGAGGGGGACUUUGAAACCCAAUGUAUCACCAUGGCUGUUUGCAGAUUUUACCUAUGAAAUGAGAGGACAGAAGCACCAACAUUGGGUUCUCUCUGGUCUUCUCACCUCCAGCUUUGCUCCUUUGCAUUGAACAUGUUGAUAUCAGACUCCAGGCUUUCGUAAAGGUUCUCUUUUGCCAGCUUUGCCAAGGCAGUCAAAUCAGAGGAGGUCAGAAGAAACAUUGAAGAGACAUAACAAAAGCAAGCUUGCAAAAAUGCAACAUAAAUUUAGCCUCCCGAUAAACUGUGGCUCAUGACAGAACCAGAUGGAUGGAAAAUAUCUGGGAAGGAGCUCAACACUUCGAGAGACAUGCAGAGAUGUCAAAAUGAGAGAGAAGAGUGAGAAUGUUGAAAAGAACUCACCAUGAUUGAAUUGUAAAUUACACAACCACAUAUCUCCCAAGACAGCAUGUGCUCCACCUACCAGAGAAUGCACAGAUACCUGGCCUAUCAGUCACGUCUGGUUCAUGGAAGACAGUCGUCCUUCUCCGCUGAAGAUAGGAAAUGAUAUACUAGUAUAUUAAACUGUACAGAAAAAUGUUUAUUUUUAUCAGCUGAAAAUGCACCAAAUCUGUAUAAUCUGUAUAAGAUAAUAUACUUUAUAGUAUCGUGUUAGCAUAGUAUAUAAUUUAUAGUUCAUAGUAUUCUUGUUUUAUCAGUCAUUGUCUCCCUAUAUAUAAUCUACCACUCUUUUAAAUAUACCCCUUGCACAUUUUUAAACAUGCUACACAACAGGAAAGUGAGUUGACACCUCAGAUAGUAAGACUAGAGAAAGUGUAAGCAUUUGUUUCAUAUAUGUAGCUCAUAGCUCAUACUGUACAUUUGGCCAACUACAUCACACCUAUCAGUUUUAUUAUUUAAUGCUAUGCCAAAGCUUCUUUGCAAAACUGAUACAUUUUCACCACCCUCAUAUUACAUUUUACAUUUAUUUUUACAUUUCAACACUUUUGUAUUCAAAACUCAGACCACAAAAUUAAUGAAAGGUAUGUUUUACUUUGAAUGAUUGCAGAUGAGAAACAUUUUUAUUAUGUGUGGUAAUGUUUUAGAAAAGUGGCAGUGCUCUUGGUGUUUUACUGUUAAUUUUGAUAUUUUUGUUUUGGAAGUUAUGUAUUAUGAAGUAGUUCAGGUGGGUGGCUGCAAAGAAGGCUCCACA
Molecule: messenger RNA, 5054 nt
Organism: Lepisosteus oculatus (spotted gar)
Lineage: Eukaryota; Metazoa; Chordata; Actinopteri; Semionotiformes; Lepisosteidae
Gene: ahi1
Product: Abelson helper integration site 1
Biological process (GO): motile cilium assembly
Cellular component (GO): ciliary basal body
Molecular function (GO): protein binding
Source: RefSeq, a predicted model, not a curated record